AUGGAAUUUUAGUGUUGUUAAUGUUCGAUAGAGUUCAAUCAGACUGAUCAUUCGCCUCUUGUCUUGCCAAGCUGUGGUCAUUCCAUUUGUUUGUCUUGUGUCAAUUAAUAUACAUCUGGAGAGUAAUCCUUGGUUUGCAAAGAAGACGGAAUUUAAUGCAAUGUCCAAAGAGAUAUCAAAUGUUUCCCCCAUAAUUAAAGCAUAAUUACAUUACUCAAGAAACGUCGAUCAUCAGGUAGAUGUAUAACUACCAUUCAAACUCCUGAUGAACAAUUACAAUAGACUCACAAUUAGACCAAGGAUAUUAGCGAUUUCUCAAGUGAAAAAGGUCUUUCUUAAUCUUAAUCAAUGGAAGCACUGCCUAAGUCUAGUCUCUGUAAAUUGCAUCAGAAGGAACUAGAAUUAGUGUGUCAGGAAGAUGGUUAGUAUAUAUGUGUAAAUUGUGCAUUAUUUGGUCCGCAUAAAUUUCAUAAUUAUCUCCCCAUCGAAUAAUAUCUGAAAUAAAUAGAAUCAGCAGUUCAAUAAAUAUCCAAUGUUUACAAUCAUAUACAAACGGAAAGAAAUAGUUAAGAGUAAUUUAAACAAUUACUGAUUCUUGGACUUAAUUAAUAAUAAAAUUGUUUAAAAUCUCUUAUAGAAUUAUAAUUCGAUGACCUUAUCAAAUCAAUUGGAGAUAUUAAAUUAUAAGUUUUGCAUAAAAUCGAACUUAAUUAUUAAAAUUCUAUUGAACACCAGUCCAAUAAACUUGACUCAGAAUUCAUUUCCUUAUAGAUUGAAGCUGAUAAAUGGUUAAAUUAGGCCAAUAUCUAGUUAAGCCUGUUACUAGAAGAUUCUGAAGAAUAGAAAUGUCGAAAAUUUGAUGAUUAAAUAGUUAAAUAAGGAGAGAUUUUAAUAUCCCAAUUUGAUAAAAUUAAACAACAAAUCAACAUUAAGAUUGAAUAAUCUUACACUUAAAAUGAUAUUUAAGUACCUAUUCAAGUAAUCUUGAAUUACAUUGCUAAAAUGAUGGGACUAAACAAAACUAAAUCUGAAAUUCUUAAAUAAGAAUUCAUCCAACCUCUAGAAUCUAUACUAGAAGAGAAAGACCCUAUUAAAAAAAUUGAUCAAUCUGACUUUCUAUUAGAAGAUAGAUUACUGUAAGAAGAAACAUUCAAUCAAUAAGAAUAAUAAAAACCAUUUUAAAUGGAUGUAUCAAAAGGAAAAAGAUAUUCAGGUAUAUUUUCUUAAUCACAAUAACCAACUCAACCAACUUCACCAUCUUAAGAUAUGACAAAAUCAAUCAACUUUGCAUCUGGCCAAAACUAACCUAUAAAAUAAAAAGAAAGAAGUAUGACAUUAUCACAUCAUGAACUGUUGGAUGUUUCAUAAAUUCUUGUUUAAAAACAAUCCAAAAUGAACAAUAACAAUUCCAAUAGCAAUUCAAAAUAAUAAAAGAAAUUCACAAACAAUCAAAAAAUGAACGAUAAACUAUCGAAUGCAUUCAGUAUCAUUCAUUAAGAAAAAAGUGAAAUCAUAGAUUUAAGUUCCAUAGAUUUUAACGAUCAAAUUGUAUAAAUAUUGGGAGAUUAUUUAAAAGGAACUCAAACAGUAAAGGUAUUGAAAUUAAGUAAAUGUAAAUUAACAGAUGAUCUAAUUUACAAGCUGGCAUUGAACAUCACUUAAACCAAAAUUAAUACAUUACAUCUCCAACAAAAUAAUUUGACAGAAAAAUGUCUUGAUAAUAUUUUAACCCUUUUGAAAUAAAAUGACCAAACCCAGUUAAAAAAUAUAUAUUUGAAUCAAAACAAUUUUACAGCUGUCAAGGCUAAAAAAAAGAUAGAUGAACUUAAAAAACUUGGAAUCCAGAUAUCCCUAUGA
This is a messenger RNA of Paramecium tetraurelia, 1857 nucleotides long. RefSeq lists its product as uncharacterized. NCBI's taxonomy places the organism in Eukaryota, Ciliophora, Oligohymenophorea, Peniculida, Parameciidae. The record is from RefSeq and is a predicted model, not a curated record. The transcript has 4 exons. Gene Ontology annotation, molecular function: zinc ion binding.